AACUUCCUUAUAAUCCUCUUUUAUAUUCUUACUGUGAUCUGUACUUACGAGUCGAUCACAGUCGAUAUUAAUUAGAACUUAGGUUAACUGAACACGUCCAUUCAUUGUAGAUUUGUGUAUACAGUCUUUACUACGUAUUCGUAUUACUUUUAAAAGAUAAAGUAAUGGAUAGGUUAUAAAGGUGUGCAUAGUAAAGUGUUAGUAAAAAAACUAUACUUAUCGAAAACUGGUAUAGUUAAAAUUUACAAAAAUGUUAGGCGUAUUAAAUAUGAUGAACACAUUCUCCAGGUUGUCUGUGCAUUCAAUUGUUAAUCAGUGCAAUAUUUCCACAUGCAUGUACCCAUUAUAUUUUCGAGCCACUGAUGCACUCUUAGGAGAACCACUUAAAAAGAAGAAGAGAUUAGAUCCUGCAAUCAUCAGAGCUAGAGAGGAGAGGAGAAGAAGAAAACUAAUGAAACAAAUUCGUCGGAGUGAAAAGCACGCCAAGCAGUUGAAACCAAUUGUUGAAAAUGAAAUAACAGCUGACUUCCUCGACAAGAAAGAUAAAUUAAUUCGUCCUCCUACUCCACUGUCAGUGGAAGAAAUAGAGAGGAGAGCAAUAUUACAAAAGGAAUGGACUAGAUUUAAAACACGAGAAUGGAUAAAUGAUGUGCGUGUUAUGGAAUCCAUUGAGAACUCACAGCAAAAAGCACUGGCAGAACUGAAGGCAGCCUCAGAGGAACUCUAUGAAAAAGCAAUAGAAAUUGAUGACUCAUUUGUACCAUACAGUGCAGUUGGACCGGUACAUACUCCACCAAUAAAAAAUUAUGAUAGUCCUGAUGGUUCUUAUGCAGAUAUUACUAUAGUAUACGACGGGGAAAAGUAAGCGAGUAGAUGAGUGUAAUGUGUCUUAGAUAAAGAAUUACAUGAUGCAAAAUAAUCGAUAAAUCCACAAAUAUUUGGUUUCUUAGACAAAAUUCAUAUUGGAUGGGAAGUUAUAUGCGCUAUUCAUAAAUUUUGAAUUUAUUACAAUAAAUGGUAUUCGUUGCUUUUUAUGUUAUUUAAUCAAAACAGUAAAUACAGCAUUGGUUCUAGA
Hylaeus volcanicus is the source of this 1075-nucleotide messenger RNA. RefSeq names its product 39S ribosomal protein L40, mitochondrial (gene mRpL40). The coding region runs from base 251 to 865 and encodes 204 amino acids. The record is from RefSeq and is a predicted model, not a curated record. The transcript is spliced from 6 exons. Lineage: Eukaryota; Metazoa; Arthropoda; Insecta; Hymenoptera; Colletidae. Gene Ontology annotation, cellular component: mitochondrial large ribosomal subunit; mitochondrial ribosome.